Messenger RNA from Nerophis ophidion (straightnose pipefish), 1301 nucleotides. RefSeq names its product nucleotide binding protein-like (gene nubpl). Lineage: Eukaryota; Metazoa; Chordata; Actinopteri; Syngnathiformes; Syngnathidae. Gene Ontology annotation, biological process: mitochondrial respiratory chain complex I assembly; iron-sulfur cluster assembly. Gene Ontology annotation, molecular function: ATP-dependent FeS chaperone activity; ATP binding; 4 iron, 4 sulfur cluster binding. Gene Ontology annotation, cellular component: mitochondrion. The record is from RefSeq and is a predicted model, not a curated record. The coding region runs from base 16 to 1071 and encodes 351 amino acids. The transcript has 10 exons.
GCGUCUUUGUGCGCAAUGUUGAGGCUCCUCGAGCGGCCAAGCGCGAGCAGUAAGAUGGCGCAGUUGACGUCCGGCAGACUGAGGCGUCUACUGCAAAUAUACGCCAACAAAUCAUCGUCUUUAUGCGGAGGACCGGGAUUUGAACACAAUUCGGCUUUGGGAGUACACUUCGUACGCCGCUGGAGGUCGGUGGACUUGAAGGAGCGUCAGAAGCAGAUGAUGGCCCGUGGUCUCCCCAAGCAGAAACCCAUCAGCGGGGUCAAGCAGGUCCUGGUGGUGGCUUCGGGCAAAGGGGGCGUGGGCAAGUCCACCACAGCAGUCAACCUGGCGCUGGCCCUGAUGGCCAACGACCCGGCCAAGACCGUGGGUCUGCUGGACGCUGACAUCUACGGACCCUCCAUACCCAAACUCAUGCACCUCAAGGGGAACCCACAGCUCACCAGCAACAACAGGAUGCUGCCGCUGAGCAACUACGGCGUCCCCUGCAUGUCCAUGGGCUUCCUGGUGGAGGACGGGGCCCCCGUGGUGUGGCGGGGCCUCAUGGUGAUGUCGGCCAUGGAGCGGCUCCUGAGGCAGGUGGAGUGGGGCCCGCUGGACUACCUGCUCGUGGACAUGCCGCCCGGGACCGGCGACGUCCAGCUGUCCAUCUCCCAGAACGUGCCGGUAGCAGGUGCGGUGGUGGUGUCCACGCCGCAGGACAUCGCCCUGCUGGACGCUCGCCGGGGAGUCCAGAUGUUCAAGAAGGUCCACGUGCCGGUUCUGGGCCUGGUGCAGAACAUGAGCGUCUUCACCUGUCCCAAAUGUCAGCACCAGACUCACAUCUUCGGAGCCGACGGCGCUCGGCAGCUGGCCGACACCCUGGGAGUCCCACUCCUAGAUUUAAAAGUUGCUAUUUCCGACGUCUCAGGCGACAUUCCACUCCACCUCAACAUCCGGGAGACGUCAGACCGAGGACAGCCGGUGGUGGUCUCGUCCCCCAGCAGCCCCGAGGCGGCGGCGUACCGGAAGGUGGCGGCUGCCGUGGUCCAAAGACUGGAGGAGUUGGAGCAGACCCAGGGUGCAGUUCUCUAGGCGACCAGCAGAGGGAGCCAUUGGCUUUAAACAUCAUAGUCUUGUCCCCAUACUAAUAUUUUGGUCCUGGUACCAAACAGUUUUUGCUACUUUUGGUACCGGUACCACAAUAUUGGAAUGGGGACCACAAUAAUGUAGAUGGACAUUGUCCGUGGGUGACUCAUUUCGUCCAUAAGUGAACAAAUAUCCAACCAAAUCAAUCUUUCAUUAAAUUGUCAAAUGAUUUUUAA